AUGUUUCACAUCCACUCCCGCGCUCGCCAGAAAAAUGAUUUCCUGUCGCCAAAGGAUAUUGCCAACCGCAUCAAGGCCAAGGGCCUCCAAAAGCUGCGGUGGUACUGCCAGCUGUGCCAGAAGCAGUGCCGCGACGAGAACGGCUUCAAGUGCCACCAGAUGAGCGAGGGCCACCGCAGGCAGAUGGAGGUCUUCGGGCAGAGCGCGGAGCGCGUCGUGGGCGGCUACACAGAGGAGUUUGAGAAGUCCUUCCUGGACCACAUGCGGCGCGCGCACCCCCACUCGCGGAUCGCAGCCCAUGUGGUGUACAACGAAUACAUCCAGGACAAGCACCACAUCCAUAUGAACGCAACAAAGUGGCUUACCCUAACAGACUUUGUGAAGCACCUGGGGCGCGAGGGGUUCUGCAGGGUGGAGGAGACGCCCAAGGGCUGGUUUAUCUCGCUCAUACAGGAGGACCCAGCCGACAAGCUGGCUGGGGAGAAGCGCGCCAAGCUUGCGCGGCGAGAGGAGGAGGACGAGGAGCGGCAGGCGCGGCUGCUGGCUGAGCAGGUGGAGCGCGCGCGGCGGGCGGCAGGGGACGACGACGCGCCGGCGGAGGGCACGGAGCUGCAGCGGGACGAGAACGGGGAACCCUUGAAGCUUGCGCUGGCGCCCGCGCCGCAGGCCGCAGCCGCCGCGACGGGCGGCGGCGCGGCGGGGGCGCGGCCGGCGCGGCCGGCCGUGCCGCUGUUCGGCGGCGACGAGGACGAUGCGCAGCAGGCGGCUGCGGCGGCGGCGGCCGGCAAGAAGCGCUCAAAGUUGGAGGAGCUGAUGCAUCGGGACCUGGAGGCCAAAAAGCGGCGGCUCGACGGCGGCGCCGCCAACGGCGCGGCGGCGAUUGCAGCGGCAGCGGCGGCGGGGGGCGGGCCGGAGCCCGCGAGCAGCAGCGGGCGGGGGCGCGUGGACCACUGGCUGGCUGAGGGCUUGGUGGUCAAGGUGAUGAGCAAGGCGCUGAAGGAGCACGGCUACUACAAGCAGAAGGGCGUGGUGGAGAAGGUUGUCGACCGCUAUAUAGGGGAGAUCUCCAUGAUCGGCAGCGGCGACGUGGUGCGCGUCGACCAGGCGGAGCUGGAGACCGUCAUACCCUCCGCGGGCGGCCGCGUGCGCGUCGUCAACGGCGCCUACCGCGGCAGCAGGGGGGAGCUGCUCGAGAUCGACACCGGCAAAUUCGCGGCGCUUGUGCGGCUGUCCAAGGCGCCGCACGAGGGGCGGGAGGUGUGGUUUGAGUACGAGGACAUCUGCAAGAUGGAGUGA
Molecule: messenger RNA, 1296 nt
Organism: Monoraphidium neglectum
Lineage: Eukaryota; Viridiplantae; Chlorophyta; Chlorophyceae; Sphaeropleales; Selenastraceae
Product: KIN17-like protein
Exons: 8
Coding region: 1-1296 (431 amino acids)
Biological process (GO): DNA replication; DNA damage response
Cellular component (GO): nucleus
Molecular function (GO): double-stranded DNA binding
Source: RefSeq, a predicted model, not a curated record